Molecule: messenger RNA, 768 nt
Organism: Piliocolobus tephrosceles (Ugandan red Colobus)
Lineage: Eukaryota; Metazoa; Chordata; Mammalia; Primates; Cercopithecidae
Product: keratin-associated protein 10-3-like
Exons: 1
Coding region: 1-768 (255 amino acids)
Cellular component (GO): keratin filament
Source: RefSeq, a predicted model, not a curated record
AUGGCCGCGUCCACCAUGUCCAUCUGCUCCAGCACCUGCACCGACUCCUGGCAGGUGGACGACUGCGCAGAAAGCUGCUGUGGGCCCCCCUGCUGCGCCCCCAGCUGCUGCGCCCUGGCCCCCUGCCUGACCCUGGUCUGCACCCCAGUGAGCUGUGUGUCCAGCCCCUGCUGCCAGGCGGCCUGUGAGCCCAGCCCCUGCCAAUCAGGCUGCACUAGCUCCUGCACGCCCUCGUGCUGCCAGCAGUCUAGCUGCCAGCCGGCUUGCUGCACCUCCUCCCCCUGCCAGCAGGCCUGCUGUGUGCCCGUCUGCUGCAAGCCUGUGUGCUGCAAGCCUGUCUGCUGUGUGCCCACCUGCUCUGGGGAUUCCUCUUCAUGCUGCCAGCAGUCUAGCUGCCAGCCAGCUUGCUGCACCUCCUCCUGCUGCAGACCCUCGUCCUCCGUGUCCCUCCUCUGCCGCCCCGUGUGCAGGCCUGUGUGCUGUGUGCCCACCUGCUCUGAGUCUUCCUCUUCAUGCUGCCAGCAGUCUAGCUGCCAGCCGACUUGCUGCACCUCCUCCUACUGCAGACCCUCCUCCUCCGUGUCCCUUCUCUGCCGCCCCGUGUGCAGGCCCGCCUGCUGGGUGCCGGUCCCCUCCUCCUGUGCCCUCACCUCCUCCUGCCAGCCCAGCUGCUGCCGCCCGGCCUCCUGCGUGUCCCUCCUCUGCCGCCCCGUGUGCUCCCGCCCGGCCUGCUGUAGUCUCUCCUCAGGCCAGAAGUCCAGCUGCUGA